AAUGUGCGCAUGAAUUCGCAUGGUGUCAUUUUUUAUUAUCGCAGUGCAACAUUGUCUGUCAUCUUCAAAAACCUCAUAACCAAUCCCACUUUUCCCAACUUUUUCUUGGACACAGUAGAUAAGUAGCACUGCUGUCAUGCCAGUCAGCUUGGAUCUCAUACAUGCAAUAGUGUCGCGAACCAAGGGGUUGCAGCGGAGCACCAGAACUAUAGGACCAGUGUAACAGGCUCUUAGAACGGACUAGUGCGUGCCGUGCUUGCGCCACGAGCACGCAUCGCCCAACUUUAUUUUCCUCAUCUUUUGCAGUGCUGACCUUUAGCGUCUGUGGUCUGUGCGUAGUGGCGUGGAUGGCCGCUUCAAAAGUAUACUUUAGCUGUUUCUUGUCAGCCACAUUUGGCAAAAGUGGUAUCAUUCUACUUCUUGAAUGUGAACUUGAAUGCACUGAUGAGGCUUGUGAUAAGGAAAUGCAGAAAUGCAAUUAGUGUGGCACCUAUGUUAUUCAGAUGUGUUUUACAUUUUUAGAAAAUCAUUUUUCUAUAAGUUCUAAACCUGGAAGACAACAUUCAGAUUUGUGGUGCACUUUAUUUAACUCUUGGUAACAUUGCUUUCAUUGCUUUGCAGGUCCACCCCUUCAGCUGUUGUGCUGAUGCCCCAGCAAGGGCAAUAAUGCAAAAUAUGCGCCAGUUCAAUGGGCAUUUUGGGUGUAGCUGGUGCUUGCAUCCUGGGUUUGUCAUAGAUGGUAAGCAAACUUCGUGCCUCUCGCAUGAGAAAGCUUUCAUAUGGUAAUUAUAUAACUGUAGGACAGGUAAAGCCCAGUGCAUGAAGAAUCUUCAUAUAUAGAUUCUGAUUGUAUGCUGAUUUAAUUUCGACGUGUUUAAUAGAACAGUACAUAAUCACAGUAUAAUACUUCCAGAAAUAUUUAUUGUUUCUAUAGCAGUGCGUAAUGUGGUGCUUCACAAUCUUAUUUUUCACCUGCUGCUUCCAAUAAAGUAUCGCCAUCUUGCUGUAGCCAUUUUCAGGUCAAGUUUACUUUUCUUCAUCGAUAAGGGAGGAGCAGCCGCAUAAAAGCUGCAUUGUACAUCAGCUUGAAUAUUGAAACACCGUCGAGAAUUUGCUAUUAGCAUGUAGGAUUGACCUGCUGAUUUGAGCACCUGUGUUGUUUUCUUUUGGAAUAGGAACCGUUAAGUACACAAUCGACAAGCCAGUGCCAGACAGAACAAUGGAAGAAACCAUUGACACCAUGAAGACAGCAGCACGCACAGGGGCAAUUGUUCAAGGCAUAAAGGGUCCCACUCCAUUAAUGAAUAUGCCACACUUGGAUAUAGCCUGGGGAUUCACGCUGGAUUACAUGCAUUGUGUGUUGCUGGGAGUUGCACGCCAGUUGACAGAACUGUGGCUCUCCAGUGUGGGCCAGCCCUACUACAUUGGGAGGCCAGCACUGCUCAGUGCUGUAGACAAGCGGCUGUGCAACAUCAAGCCACCAUUGUGUUUCAGACUGCAGCGUACCCUUUCCUUCCGCAAGUAUUGGAAGGCCUCAGAGUGGCAGCAGUGGCUGUUGUGGUUUUCACUGCCUUGUUUAAAUGGCAUUUUGCCUAUCGAGUAUCUUAGGCACUUCACCUUGCUUAUUAGAGGAGUAUCCCUACUGCUAAUGGACAAUGUUAGCAGCACUGAUGUCAGUGAGAGCGCUAACCUACAAGUGAAGUUUGUAGUAGGUGUGCAAUUUCUUUAUGGAGAAAAAGAAAUGACAUUUAAUGUACACCAACUUUUGCACUUGCCCAAGAGUGUGACACUGCAGGGACCACUUUGGUCACAUUCCUGCUUUGUAUUCGAAUCAAACAUUGGGCUUGUGAAGGAGCUAGCCACAUCUGCAAAAGGAGUGCCAAUCCAAAUUGUGGAACGGCUGUUGAUGGCUAGCUCUUUCGCUAGUCUUAAAGCAUCAACUCUCCCUCAGACUAGAGAAUUUUUAACCAAAGGGAAUGCUGCAAAAUGUGGGGCAGUUGUUUUAUUUAUUGGCAAGCCACAAAAAGUACUGCAGCCAGUUUUAAAUUUGGUAAUGAAUCAUAUUGGCUGCAUGAUAGUCGGUCCCGUUGUGGAACGUGACAAAGUUGCAGUGUCUCUAUGUUUUCCACAGCAAACAGUAUAAGACCAAGCAAAAAAAACUGCACUGCUGCAAUGCUUCCUUCAGGGGCAUGUGUAAUAAUUUCUCGCAUCCUUGGGUUUAAAGACAUCGUUGGCAAAGAUAGAGUUUUUGCAGUAUGUGAAAAAUUUCACACAAGCCAGACUAAAGCUUCCCACAUUCACAAGGCCCAAAGUGUGCAGUCCAGCCAUGUCAUUGAGGUAAAGAGUGGCAUCGUUCCAUGUUUAUACAUGGAGAUUGAGCAAUCAAUUUAUCUUGCACCACUUGCUUUUAAAGCUUUUUUGAAAAACAGGCGAUGAAUUAUAAAACAUGAGUUCAAAGGAACACUCAUUUCUGCAGAAGCCCUGCAACACCCUUUAUUAAAGUUGUCGCACAUGUUUGGAAUUAAAAGGCAUCACCACACAUAGCUUUUACAGCAAAUAACAUUUAUCUCAGGAAUUCGUGGCAUCAUUGUUGUCUAAAGCUAUUCUCAGUGACAACUUGAGUGUUCAGUAUGAGCUCCGGCUACCAAACCCCAUGGCAACUGCCCUCUACGCCUUUGCAUUCUGAAACAUAUUUCCUGACAGGCACUGAUAUUGUAUGAAGUCACCUCUGCAUUGACAUUACGGAAACAGGCCAGUGUAGUUGAUUAGUACAUAUAUACAAAUUCUUGGAGUUGUACACCAGAGCAGUUGCCACUGCAUACUUAGUUUGGAUAUAUAUAUAUAAAAGGUGUGUGUUUGUGUGUGUGAAGAUUUAUCCACCAUGCGUGUUAAGUGCUUUAGGGCACCUUUAUGUAAUGGAACUCUGGUGUAUGUGCUUGUAUGUGUGAAAAUUCUCUGGAUACUCGCCUACUCUGGCUCUGUAUGGUCAUAGUAGUCUUUGUGCCAUUAAACACCAUUAAUCAUAAUCAUCUAGAUACUCAAGAGAACAAGUUGAAUCUUUGAGUGUGGUAACUAAAAUGCUCCCCAAUAUCUAACUCACAAAAUUGGGAGUUUUUAAUGAUGCCCACAGUUCGCACCUUAUCACUUGACACACUUCAACACAGACGCACAUGCGAUCGCAUUAUUAAAACACAGGACAGCACUAAACAUUACUGCUGAGGAACUAACAUCUCUGCUGGGGAUGUUCUUUAGGCUAGGUUUGUGGACAUGCAAGGGGUCAUGCAUACUGGGAAAAUGGAGGCAUAUAUGAACUUGUGGCCCUGGUUAGUCCCGAAACAGGUUUGAAAAAGUGACUAGUCAGUUGCAUGUUUUCAAUAAUGAUGCGACCCCAGAAAACAUUUAAAAAGACAUGAGUUGGAAAGUGUGCUGCCUUCUUAGUGCAGCAUUAUGGUUGGAAUAACCCAAGAAAAAAAGUCUGCAGUGGAUGAAAUAGGAUGACUUAGGAUUUGUACUAACCAUCUGUGGUUCCUCCACGUCAAGCCCACACAUGGCACAUGGCCGUUUCUGCACUUCGCUUUCACCCAAAUGCACCCCCUAUAGAGAAAAGCCUAUGCACAGCGUAGCAAGCAGGGGAAGUUGCAUAUCAGGCAAACUAGCUGCUGCUUUAUUGAUCGUGCAUGGGAACAUGAGCUUUCCGUAAGAAACAACGGUAUUGUGCAUUUGCCUGCGCAUUGUAUCUUUUGCAUGUGCACUCCGCAGUUUUGGGGAAUCAGGAUUCUGAGGAGAAUCGAGAAUUACAGUGCUACAGAGCUGAUGGAACCGCUUUAUAUUGAAUCGAGAUGGAGUGCACACGUAUUAGUGAAACUUCUGAAUUUUUUUUCAGCAUGCAUGGCAUGUCGCAGUGACAUAAUCAUCAUGCUCCUUUUCCGAUAGAUUUGCUUGUUCGUGCAUGCGUAGUAGGCUCCUUGUAUGGAUGCCCCUGACAGAAAGAAAAAUUUGUUGAAAGUUCAUGCUUGUACGUGUUAGCACGCUUUCAUCUUUGCCUGUCUUUGGCACGGCA
This is a messenger RNA of Dermacentor andersoni, 4060 nucleotides long. RefSeq lists its product as uncharacterized. The record is from RefSeq and is a predicted model, not a curated record. Lineage: Eukaryota; Metazoa; Arthropoda; Arachnida; Ixodida; Ixodidae.